CGCAGGCAGUGUGUCACGGGCGGCCGCUACCGAAAUAGCGGCGUGCGGCGAGCCAGCUACACGGGGGCGCCCACAGCCAGUCGGUCACGUCCACAUCCGGCAGGCGAACAGUCAUGGCGUGGAGGUCAGACGAGGUCUCCUGGAACCGACUGCAAGGAGGGUCGGGGAGCGCAGCUCGGGGCCCGGCGCCACGCAAGAGCAGGGACUCCGACUGCUGCAGCAUCAACUUCCUCAAGUACGUCCUACACAUCUUCAACGUCGUCUUCCUGCUGGCCGGCGCGGCGGUGUUCGCCGUGGGCGUGUGGACGCUGGUGGACAAGCAGACGUACAUCUCGCUGCUCAGCUCCGCCACGUACGUGGUCGCCGCCUGGGUGCUGGUGGUCGCCGGAGCCGUGACCCUGGCCGUAGCCUUCCUCGGCUGCUGCGGGGUGUGGCGCGAGAACCGCUGCCUCCUGCUCAUCUACACGUACUUGCUGCUGCUCAUUUUCCUGCUCGAGGCGAUGGUCGGCGUCCUGGCGUACGUAUACGAGAGCAGAGUGCACGAUGAGCUAUCAGCGAAUCUGAACAGCACAUUUAUUCAGUCGUACAACGUCGACACGGACAAAACAGCAGCCAUUGAUCAGAUGCAGCAACAGUUCAAGUGCUGUGGAGCUGUAAGGUUUGAGGACUGGCAGUACAGCACAUGGUUAAAAAAUAAUCCUGAUACACCAAGCAAAGUUCCUGACUCAUGCUGCAAAACACCUUCUGCCCUAUGUGGGAAACGUGAUCACCCGAGCAACAUUUACUACAAUGGAUGUAUAUACCGCUUGGCAGAGGAGAUACAAGCUCAUUUGUUAAUUUUAGGCGCUGUUGGACUGGGAAUAUGCGUAAUUCAAAUUUUUGGCAUGAUCCUAAGUUGCUGGCUUUAUAUAAAGCUGAAGGAUGUUGAUAACAUGGACUGACACAAUUGUAGAUGAUAGUGCUACACUUUCUGGACUGUGUUAGCAGUAUUCACAGUGUGUGUGUGUGUGUGUGUGUGUGUGUAAAUAUGCAUAUUUAUUAGAAGACUGUAUUUAUAUUUUUUAUGUUUCAUUACAUGUCAUUACUUCUUGAACUGAAAUGAAGUGCAUUUCACAUCAAAAUCACAAACAAACAACCUACUAAUCAUAUCAACAUAACUGUAAAAAACAUAUAUAUAUAUAU
This is a messenger RNA of Schistocerca cancellata (South American locust), 1182 nucleotides long. RefSeq names its product CD151 antigen-like. The record is from RefSeq and is a predicted model, not a curated record. The coding region runs from base 114 to 941 and encodes 275 amino acids. Lineage: Eukaryota; Metazoa; Arthropoda; Insecta; Orthoptera; Acrididae. The transcript is spliced from 6 exons. Gene Ontology annotation, cellular component: membrane.